Toxotes jaculatrix (banded archerfish) is the source of this 533-nucleotide messenger RNA. Its product is annotated as type-4 ice-structuring protein LS-12-like. The record is from RefSeq and is a predicted model, not a curated record. Gene Ontology annotation, molecular function: lipid binding. Gene Ontology annotation, cellular component: extracellular region. Bases 69 to 533 code for a protein of 154 amino acids. Lineage: Eukaryota; Metazoa; Chordata; Actinopteri; Toxotidae. The transcript has 3 exons. Gene Ontology annotation, biological process: lipoprotein metabolic process; lipid transport.
UACAACUUUCAGUGUGGUCUGACUCAUCCUUUUAACUUUCUUUAGGUUGGUCUUGCUCAUCUGCAGCCAUGAAAGUCUCCCUCGUUGCUGCUCUCAUUGUUGUGCUGGCUGUUGCUCACAGCUCUGAGGCUGUGUCACUGGUGAAGCGUGACAUCCAGUCCGAUGUGGACAGGAUCACCAAGCUCAUCAAUGACAUGUCUGCCAGCAUCACAAGCGCAACCCAGGACAUGGUGGAGAAGGUGAAGGCUCUCGAGGUGACCAACACUGCCCAGACUUACGUUGAGGACAGCAAGGCCAAGAUCCAGCCUCUGGUUGACAAGGUCCAGGCCGAGGCCACCAAGCUGCAGGAGCAGGUCAAGCCCUUCAUUGCCAACAUUGAGGAUCAGAUCAAGCCCCUGACUGAGAACUUCAACACCCAGGUCAGGCCUCUGACCGACAACUUCCACGCCCAGGUCAAGCCUCUGACCGACAUGAUGGAGAAGUUCUUCCAGCAGGUGAUGGACCAGACCAAGGCCCUGCUCCCCCCCCAGUAA